AUGGCGCCGAGGUGGCCCUGGCUGGGGCCGCUCCGGCGAUGCCUCCUGGACGCGCUCCCGCUUCUGGCCCUGCUGCUCCGGGCGCGCGCGGCCUCGGCGGAGCCAGAGCGAGUGGUCACAGAGGUGGGGCUCCUCCAGCUGCUCGGGGAGCCCCCGCCCCAGCAGGUCACCCGGAUUGAUGACCCGGACGUGGGACCGGCCUUCGUCUUCGGUCCAGACGCCAACAGCGGCCAGGUGGCCCGGUACCACUUCCCCAGCCCGUUCUUCCGCGACUUCUCGCUAUUCUUCCACGUGCAGCCGGCCACCGAGGCCGCGGGGGUGCUGUUCGCCAUCACGGAUGCCGCCCAGGCCGUGGUCUCCGUGGGCGUGAAGCUGUCGGGCGUGAGUGACGGCCAGCAGCACAUCCAGCUCCUGUACACCGAGCCGGGCGCGGCCCGGACGCGCACGGCCGCCAGCUUCGCCCUGCCCGCCUUCACCGGCCAGUGGACGCGCUUCGCCCUCAGCGUGGACGGGGACACCGCGACGCUCUUCGUGGACUGCGAGAAGAUCCAGGGGGUGUCCUUGGCCCGGUCCCCACGCGGCCUGGAGCUGGAGCCCGGCUCCGGCUCCUUCGUGGCUCAGGCCGGAGAAGCGGACCCCGACAAGUUCCAGGGGAUGAUCGCGGAGCUGAGGGUGCGCAGUGACCCCCAGGUGAGCCCCACGCACUGCCUGGAGGACGAUGACGACGAUGAUGACGACGGGGCGUCAGGGGACUUCGGAAGUGGGCUGGCGGAGAACCCGGAGAUUCUCAAAAAGGACGAGGGAGCGCCCCUAAAACCCAGCCCCCCCGAGGCUCCCCCGGUCACUCCUCCUCCCUUGGCUGGAGGCAGCCACUCAGAAGAUUCCAGAACAGAAGAAAUCGAGGAACCAACCACGGUGUCUCUGUUGGGAGCUCAGACCCUUCCUGGCUCAAGUACAGUCAUCACCUGGGACCGCAGAGAUGUCAUGGAAGAGGAUCUCACAGGCUCAGUGGUGCAGAGCCCCCCUGCACGGGCUCUCCCUGGGCCGCAGGGGCCCCCUGGACCCGCAGGGCCCCCCGGGAAGGAUGGUGCCCCUGGAAGGGACGGUGAGCCAGGCGACCCUGGGGAGGACGGAAGACCCGGGGACAUCGGCCCGCAGGGCUUCCCGGGAACCCCAGGAGACGUGGGCCCCAAGGGUGAGAAGGGGGAUCCUGGGGUUGGGCCAAGAGGUCCCCCAGGACCACAAGGGCCUCCGGGGCCACCAGGACCCUCCUUCCGACACGACAAGCUGACCUUCAUCGACAUGGAGGGGUCCGGGUUCAGCGGUGACCUGGAGAACCUUCGGGGCCCGAGAGGUUUCCCUGGCCCCCCUGGGCCGCCCGGCGUCCCAGGCCUUCCCGGAGAGCCAGGCCGAUUCGGGGUGAACAGCUCCAUCGUCCCAGGACCCGCAGGCCUUCCUGGUGUGCCUGGGCGGGAUGGACGCCCUGGGAUCCCCGGCCCCCCAGGACCUCCGGGAGCCCCAGGAAAAGACGGGCGGCCAGGAGAGGCCGGCCAGAAAGGCAGCCUGGGCAAAGUGGGGACCCCAGGACCUAAGGGAAGCAAGGGAGACUCUGGACCCAUGGGUGCUCCCGGAAAGAACGGCUUGGCAGGAGCCCCCGGACCAGCAGGACCACCAGGACCCCCAGGACCCCCCGGGCCUCCAGGACCAGGCCUUCCCCCAGGGUUUGAUGACAUGGAAGGCUCCGGGGGACCCUUCUUGCUGUCAGCCCGAGGUGCUGAUGGGCUGCAGGGAGCACCGGGCCAACCUGGAGCCAAGGGGGAUCCUGGGAUAGCUGGCUCACCAGGGUCCAAGGGAGAAGCCGGUGCCGACGGCCCCCGUGGCUUUCCUGGCCUCCCCGGCAAAGAGGGCGUGGCUGGAGCCCAGGGACCAAAAGGAGAAAAAGGAACCCAGGGAGAGAAAGGUGACCCAGGCAAGGACGGCGUGGGGCAGCCAGGGCCCCCCGGGCCCCCCGGACUCCCGGGGCCCGUGGUCUACGUGUCGGAGGAGCAGAACGGCCAGCCGGGGUACGCAGGCCUCCCCGGACCAGCUGGGCCGAAGGGAGAAAUGGGCUUCAGAGGCCAGCAGGGCCCCCCGGGACCCAAGGGUGAGAAGGGUGAGCCCGGCAUGGUCUUCAGUGCCGAUGGCAGAAUGCUGCCCCCUGCCCAGAAAGGAGCCAAGGGGGAGCCCGGCUUCCGAGGACCUCCGGGUCCGUACGGACGGCCUGGGCACAAAGGAGAGAUCGGCUUCCCCGGGCGACCGGGUCGUCCUGGGAUGAAUGGAUUCAAAGGAGAGAAAGGGGAGCCAGGAGACACCAGGGUCGGAUUUGGUGCACAGGGCCCACCCGGCCUCCCAGGGCCUCCGGGGCCUCCUGGGCCGCCAGGCCUUCCCGGGACCCCUGUCUACGACAGCAACGCAUUUGUGGAGUCUGGCCCCGCGGGACCUCCCGGUUUGCCAGGGCACCAGGGGCCUUCUGGACCGAAGGGGGACAAAGGAGACGUGGGCCCGCCCGGACCACCAGGGCAGUUCCCGUUCGACCUCCUCAAUCUAGAAGUUGAACUGAAGGGCGACAAGGGUGACCGAGGGGACACCGGGCAGAAAGGAGAAAGGGGUGAGCCCGGGGGUGGCGGAUUCUUCGGCUCUGGUGUGCCUGGACCCCCUGGCCCGCCUGGCUACCCCGGCAUUCCGGGUCCUAAAGGAGAGAGCAUCAGGGGCCAGCCCGGCCCACCUGGACCUCAGGGACCCCCUGGCAUUGGCUAUGAAGGGCGCCAGGGGCCUCCGGGACCCCCUGGUCCUCCAGGGCCCCCGGGGCCGCCUUCCUUUCCCGGCCCCUACAGGCAGACUAUCAGCGUUCCUGGCCCCCCUGGUCCCCCUGGGCCUCCAGGCCCCCCUGGAUCCCUGGGCACCUCCUCAGGGGUGAGGAUCUGGCCCACGUACCAGACCAUGCUGGACAAGGUGCCCGAGGUACCCGAGGGCUGGCUCAUCUUCGUGGCUGACAGGGAGGAGCUGUACGUCCGCGUCCGAAAUGGGUUCCGGAAGGUCCUGCUGGAGGCCCGGACACCACUCCCACGUGGGACGGACAACGAAGUGGCCGCCUUGCAGCCCCCCCUGGUGCAGCUGCACGAGGGAAACCCGCACCCCCGGUGGGAACUGCCCCCCUCCACCGCACGACCCUGGCGGGCAGAUGACAUCCUGGUCAGGCCCCCACGCCUGCUGGACCCCCAGCCCUACCCGGGAGUGCCGCAUCACGGCUCCUACGUGCACUCCCGGCCAGCCCACCACCCCACUGGCGCUCCCGCCCACACCCACCACGACUUCCAACCGGUGCUGCACCUGGUCGCCCUCAACGGGCCACAGCCCGGCGGCCUGCGUGGCAUCCGCGGCGCCGACUUCCAGUGCUUCCAGCAGGCGCGCGCGGCGGGGCUGGCGGGCACCUUCCGUGCCUUCCUGUCGUCGCGCCUGCAGGACCUCUACAGCAUUGUGCGUCGCGCAGACCGGGCCACCGUGCCCAUCGUCAACCUCAGGGACGAGGAGCUGUUCCCCAACUGGGAGGCCUUGUUCUCGGGCUCCCAGGGCCAGCUGAAGCCAGGGGCCCGCAUCCUCUCCUUUGACGGCAGGGACGUGCUGCAGCACCCCGCCUGGCCACAGAAGAGUGUGUGGCACGGCUCGGACCCCAGCGGGCGCCGGCUGACGGAGAGCUACUGCGAGACGUGGCGGACUGAGGCCGCCACGGCCACGGGCCAGGCCUCCUCGCUGCUGACGGGCAGGCUGCUGGAACAGAAAGCCGUGAGCUGCCACCACGCCUUCAUCGUCCUCUGCAUCGAGAACAGCUUCAUGACCUCCUCCAAGUAG
Messenger RNA from Pipistrellus nathusii (Nathusius's pipistrelle), 3888 nucleotides. NCBI's taxonomy places the organism in Eukaryota, Metazoa, Chordata, Mammalia, Chiroptera, Vespertilionidae. The record is from the annotation of a GenBank genome assembly.